Molecule: messenger RNA, 1880 nt
Organism: Erigeron canadensis
Lineage: Eukaryota; Viridiplantae; Streptophyta; Magnoliopsida; Asterales; Asteraceae
Exons: 3
Coding region: 124-1611 (495 amino acids)
Source: RefSeq, a predicted model, not a curated record
UAGCUAUCAAAUUCAUACACACACCCACACAUAUAUUUUUCCCUUGGCUUCUUAUAUCUAUCUUUUCCUCUCCCUUUAAUUAUCUCUAUAUAUACAUAUAUAUAACUUUGAUUUAAUUUGGAAAUGGAAAUUGGGAAUAUAGAGAUGCCAAUUAGUAAGCUCAGAAAACGUAGGUUUCCAACGGCUUCUUCUUCGUCGUUUGCAAACAUUAAUAACUUGUCACAUUAUUUGGUGGAGAACAAUACCGAUUCACCCCGAAAUGAGAAAUGCCAAGAAGAAGAAAAGGAGAGUACUACAUUGGCAUUGCAAAAAGUGUUGGAGAAAACAACAACUUAUGUUGAUGGAUCUUGUGAGGUAAAAAAUCCACAAUACAGAAUUCCUGGUAGCUUUAUGGAGAAAGGUACUAGCUUUGGAGUAAUGCCCUUGACUUAUGAUGCCAAGACAUUUGAGGGAAAGUCUCGACCUUGUGGUGAGAUUGAACCGGCUGCGACCAAGAAUCGCCAGGAUUCAAUGCUAAGAUCGACUAAUGGUCUACACGAGAUAAAGCACUCGCUUAUGGUAGCAAAAGAGUUGCUCAACCUUUUAACUCACGUUUGGACCGUUGACACGAACCAUGACCAUAACCAUCCGACGAACAUUUCCUUGGCCUCAACGUUGAGUCACGAGCUUAAAAAGGCUCGGGCUUAUGUCAACAAGUUAAUCCAAGAACAAAAAUCUAACGACAACACAACAUGUGAAUGCAAAGAGCAAGACAAGGUGCGGAUAGCAGUCAAGACGAUAGCGCAAGAAUUGGAAAAUGAGAGGAAACUAAGACGACAAACUGAGCGGAUGAACAAAAAACUAGGCCGGGAACUGGCUAAUACAAAGUCAUCUUUAGAUAAGGCAGUAAAGAAGGCGGAAUCAGAGAAACAAACAACGGAGAUUUUGGAACAAUUAUGUGAAAAGAUGGCACUUAGUAUUGAAGAGGAUAGAGUGGAGCUUGAAGAAUUGAAGAAAGAAUCUGAAAGGGUUCGUCAAGAAAUGGAAGAAGAGAGGGAAAUGCUUCGUGUAGCUGAUAUGUUACGCGAGGAACGCGUCCAAAUGAAGCUCAUAGAUGCAAAACACGAGUACGAAGAGAAACAUAAACAAAUGAAUAUUUUAGUACAUGACCUUGAGGAGCUUUUGGAAGCCGAUAGCGUUGAGCAUUUGAAAAGGAUGCCAGAAGUUUUAUCAUGGUAUCAGAGCACAAAGAAUGACAAAGGUGGAGAUGAAAAAACCACAAUGGAGGAAGCUAUACGCUCGUUAUGGUAUGAAAACAUUGACAACGAAAAUGAUAAACUGGUAAAUGACGAAUUAGUCCUUGUAAUCGAUGGAUUGACGAACACACAGAAUGAGGUAGCAAGGCGUAACUCUGAUUGCAUAGAGUGGGAAUUCGGACUUGACAUGAAAAACGAAAGUGAUGACUUAAACGAGUGUCCAGAAGAGACAGUUUUAGGAUUGUCGUGUCCUUCUACAACGAAAGAGUACGAAGAUGAAAUGGAAAGGUACAAAAUGAUUAAAGAUCUAAGAGAUCGUAUAGUUUCUGGUUCUGACCUUUCUCGAGAUACUCUUGACUUUGGAUGUCAUACAUAAGUUGCACUGUAGAUUCUCUGUAUCCAUAGAUAGAUCGCAAAAUUUUAAGUUUGUUAUCUAUCCACAAAAGAGUGUAAGAAGAUUAUUAAAACAAGAUGGAAACGUACACUUUGAUUCGUUUGUAGAUUAGAAACUGGCCAUUUGGCCUACAAAGUUCUAUUACCAUAUCAUUUGGAUACUGUUUGAUUCAAAUAGUCGACGGUAACGUGAUGUAAAUAUCGAAAAUUGUAUUUCUGUUGUCCAUAUAAUACAUAUACAAGUUUUAUUGA